AUGGAUGCACCAGUGGUGGUAGUGGGCUUGGGCGGUGUUGGUAGCCACUGUGCUCAUGCCUUACUGCGAGCAGCAACUGGUGCUGGUGCAACUGCGCUACGACACCUUCGCUUGGUGGAUUUUGAUCGCGUCUCGCUCUCCUCAUUAAACCGCCAUGCAGUGGCACUGCGACGUGACGUGGGCGUCCCAAAGGUCGCCUGUUGCGCCGAGCAUUUCCGGGCCAUUUCCCCGCAGCUGGUGGUGGAUGCCCGCGAUGCCAUGUUCACCGCCGAGGCCGCCGAGGAGCUGUUGCUCUUGGGCGCCACGGGGCAGCUGGAACGACCCAAGCUGGUGGUGGACUGCAUAGAUGACCUCAAUACGAAGGCGGAUCUCUUGGCGUUUUGCACUGAGCACAGCUUGCCAGUGGUCAGUGCACUGGGCAGUGGUGCAAAAGAUGAUCCCACGAAGAUGUGUAUCGCACAAGGACUUCGCGACAUAGACAAUGACCCAUUGGCAACGAAGCUAAGGAGAACCAAACUGGGGGAUAUGGACUGGAGCCAAAUCUCGUUCGUUUACUGUUCCCAAAAGGUUCAGAGAGCUUUGCUACCGCUCAGUGACGAGCAGCGGAACAAACCAGAUGAGUUUGGCAGUGUUGCAAACUUUCGCUUGCGAGUCAUUCCAGUUCUUGGAACACAACCUGCGGCUGCUGGAAUGGCCAUUGCAGCUCAAGUGUUGAAUCGCAUGGACAAUUUGGAGGAUUUCUGGCCACAGCCCACACCUGCCCCGCGCCGCAACCUGAUUGAUAAACUCUUGGACAGUUUCAAGCGAAAUGAGUUGAAAAACUCCGGGGGUCGCACUUGCCUGGUGGAUGUGACGCCGGCAGAAGCAAGUUUCAUGGUGCAUGAAGUGUGGUUUGGACGCAGCGCCUUAAAUCCCGAGCUCGAUGCCUUUGCAGCCACUGGCAUUCGAUUCACCCUAACUCGGUGGGAUGUUCGUCAACCAGCAACCGCAGAGAACAUCAUUUUGGCCACAGUUGCAGAGGCAGAGAAGCAUCAGAGGCCAGAAGAUGUAGAUCCUGUGGUUCGAAAGCGCAUCGAGGCCUCCUUGCUUUGGGCCAAACGUUGCUUGCUUCGCCCAUUGCAACUGGCAGAACUGGCAGCAGCACCAAUGUCUCUGGCUUCAAAUGGCGAGUGUGAGGCUGUCAGCAGAUCAGUUGCGCUCCCACCGCGACCGCGCAGAGCGUGGGAUGAUGAGGAAGCGGCGCUUGUUGCAGAGCAACUCUCACGAAGUUCAUCUUUCUUGGGUGCUGGACAUGAGAAGGUGCAGAAAUCCUCCAUUGUUAUUGUUGGACUAGGUGCCGUUGGAAGUUCUGCAGCCAUCUUGCUGGCGAGAGCUGGGGUUGGAAGGUUGCGAUUGGUGGAUGGAGCUGUUGUGCAUUCUACUGCUCAUGCACUGGCCAAGGCGGCAGACCUUGGCCGACCCAAAGUUGACGUUUGCAAGGAGGUGAUGCUGGCGGUGUUGCCGCACCUUGAAAUUGACGCCGUGCAAGAAGAGCUUCGGAAUGGAAAUGCAGAGACUCUUCUUGGAGUCGGAGACAACUUACCAGACCUCAUCCUGGACUGCAUGGGUGGCACAAAGGGCAAGGAAGUUCUUGUGCGCUAUGGUGUGGAGCAGAAGAUCCGUGUGAUCUCGGUCUUCCCCACGACGCAAAGAUGCCCUGCGGAUCCGUCGCGGCUGGGGGUGGCCCAGCUGAACGAAGUUUGGGCCUGUCCUGCGGCGGUGGCACUGAGGGGUCGACUGCACCUGGAGGAUGCAAUGCUUGUGGAGGUGGAUGUGGUCUACUCGCAGGAGCCUGGCCUGUGGGCCAAGGCGCCUCGACCACCUCGUGGAGUGGAACAUCGGCUUCAGUUGGGAGUGACCGCAGCUGCAACGGCCAUCCUGCGCAUCACUGGAGGGAAGGUCCCAGAACAGGCAGAUCCAUGUGGAAUGAAUUUCUGGAAGAAGCUACGAAACAGUUUGGAACGACAGGAGUCAGGUCAUGAUCAAUUGCCAGAUCUACAUGCUAUUGGAUGUAUUGCAGACUACAUUUGGCGAGGGCGAAGUGCUAUCAGCUCAAGUAUCGGUGCCAAACAUUCGGACAUGGCCAUCACCCGUUGGGAUCUUUCCAAGCCUGUCGACUUGGCCAAUGUGGUGCUGAUGACCUCAGAUGAAGCGCAGCAGCAUCGCGCAGCGGCUCUAAGUACAGGAUCCCUGCCACAGGCUGUGCUCGAUGCUCUUCAAAGCCAAAAGGAUGACGCGGAUGUUGCGGAUGAUGCGAAACACUUUCGACGGAUUCACAGAAUCUUACAGAAACUCAGGCAGCAUCUGCAGGCCAGCUACACUGGUCUGUCAAGAGCUGUCAAGGAUGUACCUCCAAAGGUCGAUGAAGUGCAGGCAGAUGUAGCUGGACCCAGUUCCUCAAACAUACCAAGCUCACCGAGCAGACCAAGUAGAUGGGGCUUUGCAGGCUUAGUGGGUGAAACCAAAUUGGUGGAGCUUCGAUGUUUGUCUGCGACCAACUGCAAGAUCUUUGGUAAAGCAGAGUUCAUGAGCCCUGGCGGUUGCCAAAAGGAUCGUGUGGCCCGGCAAAUCAUCAAUGAAGCUGUUGCCUCUGGCACCUUGGCCAAAGGUGGAACUAUCGUUGAGGGCACAUCUGGCAGCACAGGGAUCUCACUCUGCUUGGCAGCUGCCGCCCUUGGAUACAACGUUCAUGUUGUCAUGCCUGAUGACCAAGCAGGAGAGAAAGCGGCGCUCCUAAAACGAUUUGGUGCCACUGUUCAGAUGGUGCGACCUGCCAGUAUUUCAAGCCCUGAGCACUAUGUGAAUGUGGCUCGGAGACAUGCUGAAAAGCUGAAUUCUGAGUCUUCCAACUCCGCACUCUUUGCGAAUCAGUUUGAAAACCCUGCAAACUUCCGAGCUCACUACCAAACCACUGGACCAGAGCUUUGGCAGCAAUGUGCUGAGUUGGAUGCCUUCGUGAUGAGUGCAGGAACUGGGGGCACUUUGGCAGGUGUGGGCAGGUUCCUCAAGGAACAAUCCUCAAGGAUUCAGGUUGUUUUGGCAGAUGUCCAGGGUUCAUCCCUCUACUACAAAGUGGCCAAGGGUGUUCUCUAUGCGCCUGAACAGGAAGAGCGCUCCAUCCGGCGACAUCGCCAGGAUACCAUUGCAGAAGGGAUUGGAAACGACCGCUUGACCGCCAAUUUUGCCAUGGGCUUGCAGGAACACAGCGGAAGUCCAGGCAUUGAUUCUGCCGUGAGAGUCUCUGAUCAGGAAGCCUUGGACAUGGCACACCAUUUGCUUCGCCACGAAGGUCUGUUUUUGGGAAGUUCUGCAGCAGUGAAUUGCGUGGCUGCAGUAAAAGUGGCCAGGACUUUGACCCCAGGGAGUACUGUGACCACCAUCCUUUGUGACAAUGGACAACGACAUCUGACCAAGUUUUACAACCCAGCUGCAUGGGAGGAGUAUGGCCUCAACCCGGCUGCCCUGGCUCGCCUCCGAAGUGGCUGCGACCGGGGCAUCAUGCCUGGUGUUCCUGCUGCAGCCCGCACAAAUGGCUUUUUGCACCUCAUGCCCGAGCUUCCCAGGAAGCCCAGGCGGAGCUGGUAUGGCGCACCGCGUUUGGAACCAGGUCGCCAGUCCUUGCCGCCAAAGCCAAGGUUGGUUGAGACUCGGAAGUGUCUCCUGGACACAACAGCUAUGAGCUGCACGAUGCUCGCAUCUGAGCCUUUGGAUACCCAGUCAACCGAUGCCUUUCUGGCACAGACAGCGCGGACAAGUGUCCUGGAGCUUCGCGAGAAGCGUUUGACACUGAAGAAGCAGUUUCAAAGCGCCAGGCGCUUGAGGCUCUCGGUGCUGCAAUCAGCACAAGAAGGUCUCUCCGUAAAGGCAGUGUUGGAACUGCAGAAAAUGGAGCAGGUCUCACCCUCCAUGAAAGCUGCAGUUGCGGCCGCCAUUUGCAUGGUCUCUGGCCAUUAUGAGUCAGCAAUACAGGUGGAGCCAUUAAGCUUGAGCAGAGCUGCUUGGCCCGAGCUCAGGGCAUUGGUGGUGAAGCCUGGCCAAGUAAUCAGUGCACUCCGAAACUUCUCCUUCGCAGUGGAUGGCGGCAAUGUACCUGCAAGGGUUGUGCAGCUGUCUAAAGAGUGCUACGAGGCCAGCGAAGGCAGUCCAGCUACAGAGGAGCCGUGCCUUGCUGUGGGCAUUCCAGUUCGUUAUUUUCUACUGGGCGAUGACCAGCAAGCUCAGCGCAAACUUGUACUAGCCAAGCAGAGGUGUAUCGCGGAUACAGUGGCGCGACUCUCUGAAAGCUUUGGGGACGAUCUGCUGAAGAGGUUGCAAAAGGUGACACCAGUGCUUGUCACUGGUAGCUGUGGGUACCUGGGAGAAGCAUUGCUCUCACUGCUGUGUGCAGUGGGUUUGCAGGCUCAGGGACUGGACCUCAUGGCCAAGGAGCCUGGGAGCAUCGCAGGAGAUGUCUCUGCAGAAGAAACGGUUCAGCGCGCAGCUGAGGGCUGUAGAUCCAUCAUCCACACUGCAGCUUUGCAUGCGCCGAACUUGGACUUCUACACAGAGGCAGAUUUCAGACGCAUCAACUUGGAGGGAACUCGCCAUGUGCUGAACACUGCAAGCAAGAUGGGCAUGGUCGGCGUGGUUUUCUCUUCUACCACUUCCUUGAUGAACACCCUCAAGGUGAAGGAACAGACAAGGUCGGAUAUGAUGGUCUUGAGGGCCACGGAGGACUAUGGCACCCCACGCAACAUUUAUGGAGUGACCAAGAAGCUGGCGGAGGAAUACUGCAAAGAAUCUAGCUGCAGCGUGGCAAUUCUGAGAUUGAGCCGCUUCUUUGCUGAGGACGCCUAUGACACUUCCAUGGACCCUUCUCAGCGCAGCUCACGGCUGACAAACGGAAACGUCAAGGCCAAUGAACUGCUCUGUGGCACGCGAGCAUCACUGGAGGACAUGAUCAUGGCCCAUCUUCUUUCGCUGGUGAAGAUUGCGGAGUGUGAAAGUACCCACACUCUUGGCCCUCUGAUUGUUUCUGCUCCGUCGCCACUUGUAGAGAAGAAUCGGUGCAGCGAAGCGAAACUACUUUGCAGCGAUGAAGCGAAGCGUAUGUACGAAGCCUUGGGCUGGACAUUCCCGCAUUUGGGAAGAGUAUUGGAUUCGAGACACACAUGGCAAAGUCUCAAUUGGCAGCCGAGAUGGAGCUUUGAACAGCUAGUGCAGGACUUUGAAGGCGGUGCCAAUCUGGAUCUCAUCCGCGAUGGGUCCUACUAG
Messenger RNA from Cladocopium goreaui, 5292 nucleotides. The record is from the annotation of a GenBank genome assembly. Lineage: Eukaryota; Dinophyceae; Suessiales; Symbiodiniaceae.